AUUAGAUUGUUGGAACUCUCUUAUCAAGGGACUGAUUGAUUGAUUGAUAGUUUGUUGCUGCUAUCACAACGUUAUCUGAUCAGGGGGCAGUACAGACAAGAGUGCACUGUGAGUAACAUCAAUCCCAGCACUUUCCUUCAGCAAUAUCCGUAUAAGUCAGGAGCCCCACGCCUCAGAACUGCUGCCAAGACCGGGGAAGCAGAAGGGAAAAUGUACAACCGUCAGCCAGCACCCCAGAAUGAUGUUGAACUUGGGCCAAAAUUCAGUGGCGUGGGCCUUGGCAGUGACCCAGAGAACCCCCCUCACUACACUAUGAACCCAGAACACCAUGCUAAAGGUAACAGCCAACAUCCAGUAUCAGACGAACCAGAAAAUCAUGAAGUGUUCGGUAAACCAAAGAAAACAGCAAGAAAUACUCCUCCACAUCCGUCACAGAAACCAUUCGAAGGCAUCGACAAUCGUGGCUAUGCCCAUGGGGUCGAGGAUGUUUUGGGCAGCCCUGGUGAGGCCUCGAGGGACCCUCGCCUCGGUGGUCCUCAUGCUGGCUCUCCUCACGUCACAGUCAAGACAUCAUUGCCAACUUUCUCAGAAAAUUUUUACUUUGAAUACACAGAUGCACCAAAGAGUCAAGCUGCUCAGAAUGUGAUGCACAAUAAUAUAACAACAGUCAAAGAAUGCCCUCCACCCCUGGCGACGUCGGCAUAUGGAGCACGCCUGGAUCCUGCAUUGAAAGCUAUUAACAAGGCAUUUGGGGAACUCUUUGCCUUGUUUACCUUCCCCUUCACCUGCCUUAUUCUGUUUCUGCACCAUCUGAUGAGACUCAUUCUUCAAGGUGUGGUGAGGCCUCUCGUUGUUGACUCUGUGAUGCUGGUGAUUGAGUACAUUGUCCACCCCUUCACCAGUGGGAUAGUGCUUCCUCUCUGGAUUACUGUACACACUAUCCUGGAAGGCAUAUCUAACACCCAGAUGAUGCUUAUACGUCCCGUCGUUGCUAUUCUGCGGGCAAUAAGGCUGAUGGAUAUUAACUGUACACGUAGAAGCCAAGUAGAGACGGUCUAAUAUGUAGUGUGGAUUCUUUUGACAAUUUUAUUUUGAAAGCUGAUUUUAGAAAAUUAAUCUGUCACUAAACUGGUGCAAACUAAAGCCUUUGAAUUGAGGUAAGUACUUAUUUUAUUUUAUAUAUAUAUGAAAAAUUGAUUGAUUGAUUGAUUGAUAGUUUAUUGUUGCAAGUCAACAACAAAGGAGAAGGGAGGAGGAUACCAUCCCAACCCCCAGGCAGUACAGAGUGUGAUUAUACAACUAAGGAUACAUGUGUAAGUAGCACCAGGAAACUAAAAAGAUACAAUGGUAGGGGACAAAUAUAUGAUGAGGCUGCAGGCCCCGGGCAUUCAGGAGGCCCCCAAUGAUAGCAAAUUAAAUCAAUGAAGAAAUAAAUAAAAAUAAUGUGUAAUAAAAUACAAUAAUUAAAAAGAGUCUAAGAAUGGUGAUAUGCUGAAAGCAACCACAACUCAACACUAUUAUAGUCAGCAGGAUUUGGUGACUUGUUACAUUAGGCUUUUUAUACGUGUACUUACUCAAUCAGCAUUUUUAAUGACUUCAAACAAGUACUUGUCCGACACAUGUAUAAAUCUUUGUUACCGAUGCUCCUGGGAGAACAAAUAGAAUAACACAUGAUGUAGAGCUUGAGAGUGUGUGUCCCAUUAAACAACAUCCUUACAGAGUUAAUCCAAAGAAGAGAGAGGCAAUGAGGAAGGAAAUUGAUUAUAUGUUAAAACAUGAUUUAAUUGAGCCCAGCAACAGCCCUUGGAGUUCACCAUGUGUGUUGGUACCUAAGCCGGGAGAGGGAACUUACAGAUUUUGCACAGAUUACAAGAAGGUAAAUAGUGUAACCAAGGCUGACUCUUAUCCUGUUCCCAGAAUAGAUGACUGUAUUGAUAACAUAGGGAGUGCAAACUAUGUAACCAAGAUUGAUUUGUUGAAAGGGUACUGGCAAGUAGGACUGACCGAGAGGGCUAAGGCUAUCUCAGCUUUUGUAACAAUGAAUGGUGUGUACCAAUAUAGUUUUACCUUUUGGAAUGAAGAACAGCAGUAGCUGCGUUCAGAGGCUUGCCAAUGAGGUAUUGAAGGAGGUGAAAGGUUGUUCGGUGUUCAUUGAUGAUAUUUUGCUGUAUUUCGAGCCUCUGAGGAGUGGGCGGAGCAUGUAUCUUUGUUGAAAGAGGUAUUUAAGAGAUUGGAUGAUGCAAAUCUUGCUGUUAACCUAAAGAAAAGUGAGCUUGCCAAGGCACAUGUGGAUUAUCUAGGCUAUCAGGUAGGACAAGGAAAGGUGCGCCCUGUGUAUGCAAAGGUGGCACCCAUUGUAAACUUUCCUUCUCCUACGACCAGAAAAGAACUCUUACGUUUCCUGGGGAUGGCUGGUUAUUACAGGAGAUUCUAUUGUAAUUUUUCAGUGGUUGCUUUGCCAAUGACAAGAUUGCUGUCAAAGAAAGAUAAAUUUAUUUGCAGUGAGCACUGUGAGAAAUCUUUUGGAAGAUAAAACAAUUGCUGAUUAGUGCACCUGGACUAGUGACACCUGAUUGUAGCAAACCUUUUAAGUUGUAUGUAGAUGCUAAUGCAAGAACAGGGAGGAGCUGAUCAUCCAGUGGGGUAGUAUUCAAGGAAAUUGUUGCAAUAUCAAAGAUCUUACAGUACUGUUGAGAAAGAGGCGUUAGGCUUGCUGAUGAGUCUGAAUCAUUUCGAUGAGUAGGUAUGUCAGGGGGACAGGUAGAUUUCUUGAAGUGUUUACAGACCACAACCCCUUGGUGUUCUUGCACAGGAUGAAAAAUACAAACCAGAGAUUAAUGAGGUGGUGUUUAUUAUUGCAAGACUAUGAUUUGGUGAUCAAACAUGUAGGGGGGAGAGAUAAUGUCUUUUUCCCAUCGUGCAGAUGUUUUGAACUGUGGCUAUUGCGUGAUGGAUUUGUGAUAAUUGUAGUUAUUCUUGGUCAAGUUUAUAGUGAUUGGAUAAACAUUAUUUGCAUAGAAAUUUUGUGGUAUUCAUUAUAUCAGAACAAAAGUUUGAUUCUCUUUACAGUUAGCUUACAAGAAUUCACUUAUUUCCACUGGAAGCAAGUGAAACGAAGGAACAGCGUCUAUACAUGCUGUCACUCAUGCAUGUAGGCUACACGAGACCGGUAUUUGCGGAAGCUAGACUUUGAAGAUGCAGUAAGAGAUUUUGCAAAUCAGAAAGCUCAGAAAGUGAAGCUCCUCUGGUGGGCAGGAACUUGCGUAGUUAUGCAACACUGACCUUAGGUUUUAUUUAGAUAUUAGUUCGUAUAAUCUUAUUUUUUGUAUGUAAGGAAAAUACAAUAGUAACAAAUCAGUAAUACAUUCUUCAUAUUGAGUUUGUUAUGAAAAUAUAUACAAUGAUUAUGAGUAUUUUCAUACAGACAUGAAGCAGAGUUUAUAAAAUGCAACUGAUGCCAUUGAUUUCCUAUAACUACUGACUAAGUCAUUUGUACACCUGGUAUGAAUAUAUGAAUUAUACAAUAAAUAUAUUCAUUGUCCUCUAUUGGUCAAGUUUGUGAUCAAAUUUACCUCUUUAUGAAUACAAUAUGAUAAAGUAUAACAACAAAUCAAUCAUUUCAAUAUAAAUCAAACAACACCUGCCCCUACGUAUGAUGUCAAUUACUAUAGUUCACUUUGAACAUGUACUAAAAUGAAAUAUGAGAAACAUAUACAUGUAGCCUACUAUAUGAAAAGGGCCCUUAAUUUGGCUUGAAAUAGCCUCGGACCCCAGGUGCUACUAAACAGCACCUGACACACACACACACACACACACACACACACUGACACAAAGGAGUACUGUUUUCCUCAUAAAUGUUGGGAAUUAAUUAAAAAAAAUACGCGGUGGAGGCAGGGAGUGUAUAGUCUUCUCGAGCUUGGGUGGCGAGAGUGGGCUUACUCAUCCCCCCCCUCCCCCUUGGAAGGCUUGGGAUUGGCUUUGGGUGGGUGCGGCUUGGCCAAUGGGAAGGUCUAAGAAAGGAAGUAAUUUUUUGCUACCCACGCUACUUAAUUCCUAUUCUCUCUCUCUCUCUCUCUCUCUCUCUCUCUCUCUCUCUCUCUCUCUCUGUGCCUAGUCCUUCAAGUUGGAACAAGGAAUAAGAAGUUCCAUUACGAAAUGCGCGGCAUUAAACUCAAAAGCGUUCAGUGCGUUAAGGACUUAAUUGGGGGUCAAAAUCGCGUCAAACCUCAAAUUCUCACAGCAAUGCAUCGAUGCAGCAAAUAAAGCGAACAGAAUGUUGGGCUUCAUUAAAAGAAACUUUUUAUUCAAGAAUAAAAAUGUAAUACUUCCGCUCUACAAUAGUUUAGUCAGACCCCACUUGGAAUAUGCGGUACAGUUUUGGUCUCCCCACCAUGCAAAGGACAUUGCUAAAUUAGAAGGUGUUCAGCGUCAGGCAACAAAAAUGAUCCCUUCUUUGCGCAACAAAUCUUACGAAGAAAGGCUUUCCACCCUUAACAUGUUCUCUCUUGAGAAACGUCGCCUCCGAGGAAAACUGAUCGAAUGUUUUAAAAUACUUAAUAAUGGUUUCACGAAUGUAGACAGAUCAACAUUGUUUAUGAUCGAAGACACUAUGCGUACGAGGAACAAUGGCGUAAAACUCAAAUGUAGACAAGUAAAUUCAGACUGCACCAAAUUUUUCUUCACCAACGUUGUAGUGCGAGAAUGGAAUAAGCUUCCACCGUCAGUUGUCAGUGACGAGGUACCACAGAAGUUACAGGAAUAUGCGAGGACUGACUACCAUCAAGAACAACUGUUGCUUGCGGGUAGUCAAAAACGUGUUAAUCCAGUUAGAAAGUUAAUUGUCCUCGUAUGCCAUAGAAUUCUAAUUUAGCUAACAGUCUUUGGUGGGGAACUUAAUUGUCGAAGGCUUUGGCAAAGUCAACUAUUAUGGCGUCAAAUUGUCUAAUUUUUGGGUUGUUAAGGGUCUGCAAAAUGUCGUGUGUGCAUGGUCACAAAUUAAGUAAUUGAGUCUCCCACGAACGUUUAUUUUGGGCCGCAAGCCGUGCAGACUGUUAUGAAGUCAGUAUAUAUGUAUGUUUUGCCUCUCAAAGUGGUCCAUUAUAUGUCUAUGAAUUAUAUGAUCUAGAAUUUUGCCAGGAACUGAGAUAAGCCAAAUAGGUCUAUAGAAUUAGCAGGGAGGGUUCUGUCUCCGGAUUUGAUUGAUUGAUUGAUAGUUUAUUGUUGCAGGUAAACAACAAGGGAGAAGUAAAAAUUGGUGUCACAUUUGCCAAAAGCUCAUUCUCCAGUUUCUGUCCUGCCUGGGGGUUGGGAUGGCAUGUUCCUCCCUUCUCCUUUGUUGUUUACCUGCAACAAUAAACUAUCAAUCAGCAUCCUGCAGGGUAUUAUUAUCUGGUCCAGUCGCUUUACUUGUCAGUGUCAACCUCUAAAGAUUGGUGAAGCUGGCGAAAGUGUUUCUCGCUCAGUGCUGGGAAAAAAGGGCACAAAUAAGUGAAAAUAAGUUACUUUAUUACAGUUAGAAAAGUUACGCAAUACUGAAAAGGAGAGUGUGAAUAAGAGGAAAAGAGAAACGAGAGGAGGGUUAAGAAGCGAUACAGCCGGGGAGAAAUCUCAAGCCACAUGUGACAUCAAGAUCAAGAUCACAGGUGGGCGGCGUGCAGAGUCCAGGUGGUCUGCUCAUACUGUUGGUGGGUCAGCAGUGUAUCUAGUCAGGGCUGAAGAUGAACAGAAGAAGAAACAAAGAGGAGGAGGAUUCAGGGUCAGACUGGGACAGCAUGUCGGAAAUUGGUCCACCUCCAUCGUUGAAGCACGGACCACAGGCUAAUGGUCCUUCUGCACAGAGUUUGCCGCCCAUCCAGCCCAGGGAGAGGACAGCUAUGCAUGUUGAACCCCAAGUGGAUGUGAUGCCGGCCAAGGAGAACCCGCCCUAUAAUUUUAAGGCAGAAGUCAGGAGCCCCACGCAUGCUUCUGGACCUUUGCCAAAACCAGGGAAGCAGAAGAAAGGGAAAAUGUACGACCCUCCACCAGCAUCGCAGAAACAUGUUACUUUUGUUGGGAGUCAAGGGGUGAGAUUCAAUGGAGGGGGCCCUGACAGUGACUCAGAGGACCCCCUCUACUCCACCGUGAAGCCAAAACACAGAGCUGAAGGUAACGGCCAACAUCCAGUAUCAGCUGAACCAGACAAACGUGAAGUGUUCGGUAAACCAAAGAAAACAGCAAGAAAUACUCCUCCACAUCCCUCACAGAAACCAUUUGAAGGCAUCGACAAUCAUGGCUUUGUGGAAGAGGAUGUUUCGGGUAGCCUUGGUGGUCCUUGUGCCGGGUCUCCUCAAGUCACACUCAAGACACCGUUGCCAACUUUCUCAGAAAGUUACUUUGAUCACAUAAAUGCAUCGAAGAGUCAUGAUUCUCAGAUAGUGAUGAAAAAUAACAUAGCAACAACCAAAGAAUGCCCUCCACCCCUGAUAAUGUCGUCAGGGGAAGCGUUACUGGAGUCUGCAUGGAAGAGACCAGUGGAUGUUGCUAAUAGGGCACUUGGGGAAGUCUUUGCCCUCAUUACCCUUCCCUUCACCUGCCUUACCCUGUUUCUGCACCAUCUGAUAAGAUUCAUUCUUCAAGGUGUGGUGAGGCCCCUUGUAGUUGACUCCCUGAGGCUGGUGCUUGAGUACAUUGUCCAGCCCUUCACAAGUGGGGUGCUGAAGCCUCUCUUGGUCACUGUACACGUUGCCUCCGUGGGCUUGAGUGACACCGUGCUGGUGUGUGUGCGUCCCCUCAUUGCUCUCCUGCAGUCAGUAAGGCUGGUGGAGGUUCAUUAUACAAGUAGGUACUCAGUAGAGGAGGUCUGAUAUAGUAUGAAUUCUUUUACAUGAUAAUUUUGCCUUGAAAGAUUAUUUUAGAAAAUUCAUUUGCUACUUCAUUGGUACAAACUGAAGCCUUUGAAUUGAGGCAUAUACGUACUUUGUUUCCAAAAAAAAUAUUUAAAGUAUGUUGUGCAUAUACUUGAAUGCUGUAAGGAGGAAUUAUAAUUUUGAAGUUUUCUGUUUAAUAGGAUAGCUUUUCUGAGGAAAAAAACAAACAAUGAGGGCACAAACAGUGGAGACAAAGUAGAUAGUAAUAAAAAAGAAAAUCUCGCAUUUUUUACUCUGGUAAUGAAUAAUCUGCCGUCCAACAUAUGUACUUCGUACUUAUUAAUGUAGGCAUUUAUCAUAAGGUGAUCAUGGUGUGCCAUGACAUGAUGACAGUGAUACUAGUCAGCAUAUCUUCUCCAUCAUUGGCUUUCCAACUAUGUAUUUGCAUUUAUAUAUGACUGGCCCGGGAGGGACUGUGGCAGUUGGGUCAUGUAUCUCGAAGGGAAGUUGAAGAAUGCUGGCAAGUGAGUGUAGCACUGUGGGCCUGGAGAAAGAGGAGAGUCGACUGGAAGGCCUUGUAGAAGGUAUGGUAUGUAUAUGUAAUGGAAUUAAGGAUGUUAUAUUGAUUAACAUUUUGUAGGUUUCAAACAUGUUAGCAUGAAAAAGGGAAGUGGGCAGUAGAAUUUAUAGGUUUCACAGACCUGUAUGUGUGGCUGUGUGUGUGUGUGUGUGUGUGUGUGUGUGUGUGUAUUUCAGAAAGGGAUCUUUUUUUAUUAUUAUUAUUAUUAUUAUUAUUAUUAUUAUUAUUAUUAUUAUUAUUAUUAUUAUUAUUAUUAUUAUUAUUAUUAUUAUUAUCAGUAAUUUGCUCUUGUUCAGUUGAAUGUUGAUGUAAAGGUCGAUAUCAUGACCAUAAUAGUCAAGCCUUGAUCUAGUCAGUCUUAAUUGAUUCUAGUCAUUCUCACUUCCCUGCUUGCCCGUCGUCAGUUAACCCGGUAGCAGCGACGGGCCAAAUUUGUGGCUUUACCGUGUAGCAGCGACGGGCCAAAUUUGUGCCAUGAUAUAAACCCCCCAAAAUAGAUGAUACAUAAUCUGAUCACAAAUGUUUUGAUAUAUAUUAUAAAAUGGUUUGUUUGAGGGGUGAUUUUUUCUCAUUUUUCUCGCUUAGAGGGACCAUUAAGAAACAUGAUCCCCGCUGCUACCGGGUUAAGCAGGAAGAAGGGGGAUCUUAUGUAGGUGAAUUAUCACUUACAAACCACUCUCAUUAUCAAAAUACUAAAUGUCCUAUUGGUAUUUUGCUGGUAUAGAAUUAGUUUAAUAUUCAUUUUGUCAAGUAUUAAUGAAUUCUUUGGAAGAUUUGGGGCUUUAGAGAAACAAGUCAUGUGAUUAUUAUUAUUAUUGUUAUUAUUACUGUGUCAGGUGAAGGGGUCCAACCACAGGUAAAUUUGAUACAACACUACCACUUGUUUGUAGUGAAGGUCUUUAUAGGGGUUUUGUGCACCUUAUUAACUCUUACGGUAUUAGUAAUAAUAUGCAACACAACUGUUAGUGUACCUGUAGUCAUUAACAUAUACUUAAUUUUUUUACAUCAUAUAAAUUCAUGUAGAUCUGGGUGUAAACUUUGUACAACUAAAGCUUAAGAUGGUGGAGAAUGUUCUUUUAAGUAAUAUGAGGUUUGUGGCUGAAGUAAUGUAACUUUUGUAUAAGUCUAUUACUCUUUCCAGGAGCCUGUCAUUCCAGUCUAGUCUUGCAACCAUAAGUGCAUUUUAUUUGUACCAAUCACCAAAAUAAAGAAAAAGUUGGC
Molecule: messenger RNA, 8646 nt
Organism: Eriocheir sinensis (Chinese mitten crab)
Lineage: Eukaryota; Metazoa; Arthropoda; Malacostraca; Decapoda; Varunidae
Exons: 13
Coding region: 5718-6842 (374 amino acids)
Source: RefSeq, a predicted model, not a curated record